Messenger RNA from Aspergillus aculeatinus CBS 121060, 878 nucleotides. Its product is annotated as BTB/POZ domain-containing protein. NCBI's taxonomy places the organism in Eukaryota, Fungi, Ascomycota, Eurotiomycetes, Eurotiales, Aspergillaceae. Bases 54 to 878 code for a protein of 274 amino acids. Gene Ontology annotation, molecular function: protein binding. The transcript is spliced from 4 exons. The record is from RefSeq and is a predicted model, not a curated record.
CGCUCCCCUUACUUUCUCCUGAUCUGAUCAACUACAACUGGAGAUCCGUCAAGAUGGCCCUCAAACGUAAAGAGUCUAUUGACCACAUGGACACAGUCAACGACCUCGUCUACAAGAAAGCUAAGAUGGGAGAGUACACCGACUUCGCCCUGGAGUGUGACGGUGUCGAAAUCCCUGUCCAUAAAGUGAUUGUCUGUUCUCAGAUAAAGGCAUUCGCAGCUGCCUGCGCUGGAGGCUUCAAGGAGGGUUGUUCCGGCGUUUAUCGAAUGGACGAGUUCCCAUUAUCCUCGAUCCGCCAUAUGGUACAGUUUCUCUACACCGGAGACUAUGACCUUCCAAGCGACGCCGACAAGUCUCCUUCGGACCAGAACCUCGUUCCGCCUCCCUCUCAUUCCUCCUCCUCCUCCUCCUCCUCCUCCUCUUCCUCCUCCUCCUCCGCUGCUAUUACCACCGCUACCGUCACCGCCGAUCUCUCGAAGAACCUUGUUGCACACAUCCAUAUGGCCGAGAUCGCGGAUUACUACAGCGUGCCAAGACUCAAAGAACUCGUUCACAAGAAGGUUGACGAGACGCUGCAACUGCCGUGGUCCCCGGAGGGCUUCGCUGGCGCGGUGACGAUGGCUUUCAAGAUUGGCGAUGAUGGCGUACUGCGCGACAAGCUUGCAGCGACCGUCGCCGACCAUCUCGACGAUUUCCUACGGACUGACAGUCGCAUGAAUCUCUUCACGCACGAUGCGUCCUUCCGAGUCCUGCGACUCCCGAACGAAAAACUAAAAGAGUCGGAGAGACGGACAAAGGAAUGGCAGAUACAAAUCAAGAAGUCGCUUGAGCUACGAACACGCCUCGCACAGCAAUUGCGAAGCGAGCCACUUGCCUGA